Molecule: messenger RNA, 1419 nt
Organism: Penicillium angulare
Lineage: Eukaryota; Fungi; Ascomycota; Eurotiomycetes; Eurotiales; Aspergillaceae
Exons: 3
Coding region: 1-1419 (472 amino acids)
Biological process (GO): positive regulation of transcription by RNA polymerase II
Cellular component (GO): nucleus
Molecular function (GO): transcription cis-regulatory region binding; DNA-binding transcription factor activity
Source: RefSeq, a predicted model, not a curated record
AUGCGGACAUGGACUGGCCAAUUUGUGGAUGAAACUAUUACAAUAUCUAAUGAAUAUCAAGAUGGGACGCAGAAAAUAAGAGUUGGGAGUUCAAGACAAAAUAAUGAACGCAUUCACCAUAGUACCGGUGCCGAAAGUGCUGGAACGCCAAUCCAAACCACCUCGACCCAACUUGAACAAAGAACCAACUCACCAGCAAUUGACUAUGAUCCUAGCGGCAUAGAUUUUGGAAUCACCUCCAUAUCACCAACAAACCGAGCAACUCCCCAAUCAAUAAUUGACUCCAACUCUACCUCCAUUGGCCUUGACAGUUUCGAAGAUGUCGACUGUCACGUCCACUUGUCUGAAGUUCCUAAUGCCCUGGAGGAUGCACCGAGUCACAUACCAAUAAAUACCCCCACUUCAUGGGAAAUAAUCCGUCAACGAGAAGAUGCGGCCGGUCAAGCUUUACUUUCAAUGAGAAAUAACAAUCCAGGGGCUCAAUUGACCAGGUCUUCGAUGAGUGAAUCAAGUCCGUCAAUCCAGUGUUCCCCAAUGGUUGAUAGCGAUUUAUCGCCACAAGGAACGUAUUUAGGACAAGACAUACAUGAUACUUCCAUUUCAAGUGUUUCAAAAGAAGAGACAGAUCUUCUUCGUCAAUUUAGUGUUGAAGUAGGGACUUGGAUGGAUCUCUCUGACUUGUCGGAGACAUUCUCCAAAACAGUUUGUCGAUUAGCCGUGCAGGAUCCAUUGCUCAAAGCAGCAUGUAUUGCAUGUGCAGCUAAACAACAGUAUAUCGUCGGGAAGAUGCACAAUGGUAUGCAGAUAGCACAAAAGAACUACGACGUUGCUAUCUCACUUCUUAUCAACCGACUUUCGGACUCCAAUGAGCAGCUUGCCGGAUAUGGAUUUGCAGCUAUUGUUAUCUGUUCUUGCUAUGAGAUGCUAGACGCCCCCACAAUUAAUUGGCAGAGACACCUCGAUGGUGUUUUCUCUUUUGGAAAAGUACAAAAAGUGAAUGGAUCAUCAGGAGGUGUUGCGCAAGCUGCUUUCUGGUCUAUCGCACGGCAAGAAGUAGCCUGUGCUAUUAUUAAUAGGUCAAGAUUGAGGCUUGACCCAGAAUAUUGGGUAGUUGAUCUCGAAAAUAUUGGACAGGAAGGAAGCGAGGACAUGAUUAAUAACCAGGUUCUCGCUAUUCUUGCAAAGGUGGUCGCUCUCAUGGCUUACUCUCAAACGCACUCAUUAACCAAGACAAUUGACGAGUGGCAUAAACUUUAUGCCCAGCUGGAGCAUUGGGAGAGCUCUGUAAAGAACAAGGGCUUCAUGGAUCCAGUUUCAGUCCUCAACGAUGAAGGCAAAGUCUUUCAAACUAUUUGGUUUGUAAGAAGUGUCUGUGGUCAGUAUCCUCUAAGUCUCGCAGCAUUUCGACUACGACAAUAA